Vicia villosa (hairy vetch) is the source of this 408-nucleotide messenger RNA. RefSeq lists its product as uncharacterized. Lineage: Eukaryota; Viridiplantae; Streptophyta; Magnoliopsida; Fabales; Fabaceae. The transcript has a single exon. The coding region runs from base 1 to 408 and encodes 135 amino acids. The record is from RefSeq and is a predicted model, not a curated record.
AUGGCAACCAAGGAUCGGUUAGCAAAAUUUGAAAUUAUUCAGGAUACUAGAUGUUGCUUUUGCAGGGAGGAUGAAUCACUCAACCACAUCAUGUUCCAAUGUCAACCUUUAAAUACAAUUUGGCAAUUUGUGCUCAAUCGGUUACAGAUUGAUCACAAUCUGCUAAUAUGGAGAGAGGAAUUAGACUGGAUCCUGAAAGAGCGCAAUGGUAAGGGAUGUAGAGCAAUGGUUUUGAAAUGCUACUUUGCUGAAACAAUUUAUGAGAUUUGGAAUUACCGUAAUGUUGUUUGCUUCAAGAAGGAGAAAACUCAUGGAGACAUUGGAGCAAAAAUUGUUGAUACCAUUAUCCAGCGAUGUUGGAUGAAACCGAAUCUUAGGAAACAAAUAGGAACUCUUAUGAUGCCUUAG